Anthonomus grandis grandis is the source of this 1021-nucleotide messenger RNA. RefSeq lists its product as uncharacterized. NCBI's taxonomy places the organism in Eukaryota, Metazoa, Arthropoda, Insecta, Coleoptera, Curculionidae. The record is from RefSeq and is a predicted model, not a curated record. The transcript is spliced from 3 exons. The coding region runs from base 115 to 966 and encodes 283 amino acids.
UUGUUAAUUAUUUAUGAGCAAUAUUUUUAGUUUUAAAUGAUUUGUGUAGUUUAGUAGGAGUUUUAGUUUGCACAAGCUGGUUGAUCCAUAGGAGUCAGUUUAUAGUUUUGAACCAUGAAAAUUUAUACUACUUUAAUAUGGAUCGCUUUAAUUUCAUGUUGUCUCUCAGUUAUAGCCUUGCCGACUUCAUGGAUCUAUACUGCACCACGCGCUCUCUUCGGUCUUGCUGGAUCAGCUUCAGCAUCAGCGUCAGCUGCUACACCAAAAUCAGUGAUAGCAGAUUUAAGAAGAAAAGAUGUAAAAGCGGCUGAAUUGCAAGAAUUUAAUGACGGAAUGGGCACCUCAUAUAAUGAACCAGAUGAAGAUAAAGAGUCCGAAAAUAAUGAAGUGUAUCCCAGUUUAUUUCAGAAAAAGAUAAACAAGAUUCUUGGUAAGCUCCGAUUAAUUGCCCAGAUAAAGCAAGCCUACCGCUACCAACCGGAGGACCAUAAUUCGGAUACAAACAUUACGUUAUCUUCACAGGAAGAUAACGUAGAUGCGCCUAAAUCAAAUUCCACCGUCACAAUCCAAAAAGAUAAAGAAAAUAUUAAAACUAAUAUUGCUCCUAAAAAAGCGGACUAUCGGAGUCAAAAUAUUCAACACGUUCCUGCAUCAGCUCCUCUAAAUGAUGACCAAGUUAUGCAGUCAAGUAACGUGCUAGAACUUCAAGAAUCACCUAAUGAUGAGCCUCUCAAAGUUGACUUAGAUGCUGAUAAGUUAAAUGAUAACGUUGAAGUUCUGAUAACUCCACAAACUCCAUUUCUGAGAAAGGAAAAAUUGAGGAAUGAACCCAGUCGGCUUGGCACUUUGGGUGUAUUUUUUGUGGAAUUAGUGGGUUCGUUGGUGGGGUUAACUUAUGGUGCGGUUGCACAGAUUACUAGUGGUGGCCAGAGCCCUGUUACUAUUAGUACGUCGGAAGGGCUCUAAUAUAUUAGCUAUAUAAUGGUAUUUUUUUCUAUUUAAUAUAAUUUUUUUAAGAUUA